CGAUCCUGUUUGUAGCCAAAUCGGCACUUAAACGGUGCAGUGAAUGAGUGUCUUCAGACUUGUUUGAUCAUUUAAAAAUGAAACAACUACCUUAAAUGUUAUUGUGCAGAAGGAACAGACGUUGACGCUGUUAUAUGUGGGAUUUUAAUUAACCUGGACGCAUGAGAACAGAGCUGCUGACUCUGAGCUGACAGGACUGAUACUGAAUCAGAUGUCAUUUUGUCCUUGAGCGUGAAGAUGGACAUCACUUACAAUAAGCUGGUGGACGGGGAGUGGAGGAGACAAGACGACAGAAAAGCACACCUGUAUUCCAGGUGUGUGGUAGCUCUGGCCACUGUAGCCACUGUGCUGCUGGCUGCCAUGGCCGUCUAUAACCUCCUGACUCCGAGGGUUUCAUCCUCCCACACCGCCCCGAGCAGCAGCAUCCGUCUGCCCCAGGCCGAGUCCUGCUACGACCCCUGCGAGAUUGUUCUGGUGGAGAGCAUCCCUGAGGGGCUGGAGUUUAAUUCCAGCACCACUCACCCCUCCAUCUUCCAGGCUUGGCUCAAUCUGGUGAGCGAGGCUCGCAGCAGUGUCGACAUAGCCUCCUUCUAUUGGACACUCACCAACAAGGACACCGGCACUCAUGAGCCAACAGCCAAUCAGGGUGAAACCAUUCUGAAGAAACUAGCUGAGCUUUCAGGGAAGUUGUCUGUUCGGAUCGCAGUCAACAGACCACAGGAGAGUCAGCCGCAGGACGACCUCAGGCUGCUCAACGAUUCAGGGGCUGACAUCAGGACAGUUAACAUGAGAGACCUCACCUCAGGCGUCCUUCACACCAAGUUCUGGGUGGUGGACAAGAAGCACAUUUACAUUGGCAGUGCCAACAUGGACUGGAGGUCCCUCACGCAGGUGAAGGAGCUGGGCGUGGUGGUCUACAACUGCAGCUGUUUGGCUGCAGACCUGGGUAAGAUCUUUGAGGCCUAUUGGUUCCUGGGAGAGAGUCAGAAGAUCCCAUCACCCUGGCCCUCCAGCUUCUCCACACUCUACAACAAGGACACACCUCUCCAGCUGCCACUCAACAACACGCCGUCCAACGUUUAUCUGUCGAGUUCCCCUCCGUCCUUCUGUGCAGCCGGCAGGACCCCAGACAUUCAGUCCAUCCUCAGUGUGAUGGAGGAUGCCCAGAGCUUCAUCUACAUUGCUGUCAUGAACUACCUGCCCACCAUGGAGUUUUCACACCCUAAAAGGUACUGGGCAGACAUCGACACCCAGCUGAGGAGAGUGGCAUACGAGAGGCGGGUCAAGGUGCGCCUGCUGAUCAGCUGCUGGGCCAGCACCCAGCCAGUCAUGUUUCCCUUCCUGAAGUCUCUGGCCUCAGUUUACGACCCCAUGAACAAACUAGACAUCCAGGUGAGGCUGUUUGUGGUGCCUGCCAACCCCAAGCAGAAGGAGAUUCCCUUCGCCAGAGUCAACCACAACAAGUACAUGGUGACUGACAAGAUAGCUUACAUAGGUACAUCUAAUUGGUCAGGUGACUACUUUGUGAACACAGCUGGCUCAGCGUUGGUUGUCAACCAGACUGCAUCACGGUCCUCGGACCCGACCGUCCAAUCACAGCUGAAGGCUGUGUUUGAGAGGGACUGGAGCUCUGACUACAGCACCCCUGUCACCCAAAACUCAAACCUCAAAGACUUCUGUUAGUUUCAACAGCCACUUUUACAAACACACCAUUUCAGCACCGCAGAUAUUACAGUGUUAUAGUUGCACAUUUAUUUUAGUUUUCAAAGUCUCAUGCACUUUCUCAGGUACCCUAUUUGGAAGAGAGUCAACUUCAAUAAACUUGACUUAUCACAGCUUUAGUGCCAAACUCCAAUUUGACAGUAAUGUGCCAUCAAACCACUUAACUGUCAAGGGUUGUACAUGGGUGCCUGGUGUAUUUUUUUUUUUUUUUGGUAAGAGGCAACAAUGUCUUUGCAUUUCUUUGCUCUUCCUAUCAAAGCUACAUGUGUGCAUAAAAAGCCAAAUAACAUUAUUUUUACCCUGCUGGAACAUCAGAUCUAGGUCUUCAGUCAGAAUGUACUGCGACUUGUUACCAGCAUUGACAAACAGUGAACAGACAAUGUUACCUUUACAAAAAACUCCAACAGAUACUGUAGAGUAACAAAAGCCUGAGACCACUUUCCCACUCCGGAGGAAGUGGUCUCAGGCUUUAAACCUCUUAAUAGUUUAAUGGCGUGGUUUGUGUCACAUCGUGCUGGUAGCACUAGGGUGCGCUGUUUGAACGCUUCAUUCAGAUUCUUUCCAUACUCAUUUAUGUUAAGUGAUCUUUUAAUUGAUCACUCUCGUAUUAAAGAUCAAUCACGAUGCUUUUCUUUUAUACAACUUCAGCCUCUAUGGGAGUUUUUUUUUUUUUUUCAUCCCAACUCAUCUCAGGGAGUAAAGAUUCUGUGUUUUCUUAAUUUGCUGGAAUCUGGAAUAAUCAAUUCAUGCUCAGACUGGCGUGCUGUGCCUGUGCUGUUUUUAAAAUUCACUCUCAGUCUUCAUGACUGUUUUAAAAUAAACUUAUGAAACUUAUGAAUGACUGGAAGUUUGCAGCAGCAGUAGAUGAAAAACAAAUUUAAUUUCCACUGUGUGGAGUGAUUGAAACUACUAAUUAGUGGAGAGAUGGUUGUUAUGGCAACUGUCCAAGGAAGCGUGUUUACUAGCUGCAGCGUGUUUAUAAAAACGCUGUGGAGCAAUUAUUAUGUACAUCUCAUUAUCUCCUAACUCCUUUUAAAGCAAUGAUUCUCAAUAAAUGAUUUUGAUUCAGGCAAA
This is a messenger RNA of Seriola dumerili (greater amberjack), 2796 nucleotides long. RefSeq names its product phospholipase D3-like (gene pld3). The record is from RefSeq and is a predicted model, not a curated record. Gene Ontology annotation, molecular function: catalytic activity. The transcript has 12 exons. NCBI's taxonomy places the organism in Eukaryota, Metazoa, Chordata, Actinopteri, Carangiformes, Carangidae. Bases 238 to 1683 code for a protein of 481 amino acids.